AUGUUAUCUCUUACAAUUACUGACAUCCAAAUCAGUCAAUUUCUCAAUCCGAAGUACAGCGAUUUGUCCAUUAGUUGUGGCGAUGAAGUCUUUCCAGCCCAUCGGAACAUCCUCUGUCCUCAAUCAAAGUAUUUUGAGGUCGCUUGUAGUAGUCGCUUUAAGGAAAGCAACGGCGAGAUCAUCCUUGAGAAUUGCAUGCUCAUCAAAAAGACACUUGAAUUCUUGUACACGGGCGACUAUACUUAUGACGGUACUCCAAUUACCCAAGCCCACCUGAACUUAAAGAAUAGUUCUGAAUGUUCACUCCAGACAUGGGCAGAAAAUAAUAUUGAGUUAGAUGCAGACACUGAACAAUACCCAAACCCAUCACGAAAAACCACUACUACAAAUUUUCAAACUUGUCAGGCCUUCUUCCACGCUCAAAUGUACACACAAGGUGAUUACUUUCAGAUCAACGAGCUUAAGAAGAAAGCAAAGGAUUACUUUAUGAAAUCUUUCCUGGAACAUCCCGACCAAGAUUCAUUCAGCUCCUCCAUCAUUGAAGUUUACAGCUCAACAGGGGAGCACGACCGUGGACUCAGAGAUCUUGUUGUCCAGCUCACGACGGAUAACCUCAAGAUUCUGAGGGAUGGGGAUAAUCCCAUACUCUGUGACAGACUUUUAGAAUCUGUUCCCAAAUUCAUGCUGGAGGUCUGGUUGUCGACCUUGGACAAGUGUGCUCAAUAUCAGAGGCAGCAGUAUGGAUACGACUAG
Molecule: messenger RNA, 753 nt
Organism: Aspergillus welwitschiae
Lineage: Eukaryota; Fungi; Ascomycota; Eurotiomycetes; Eurotiales; Aspergillaceae
Product: BTB/POZ domain-containing protein
Exons: 2
Coding region: 1-753 (250 amino acids)
Molecular function (GO): protein binding
Source: RefSeq, a predicted model, not a curated record